AAAAAAAAAAAUAUUCGGUUUCAUUUCACUGCAUAAGAAAAAAGACGGAAACGAGAAGUCACGUGAAACUGGUUCUGGUCAUGUGAUCAUGUGAGCUGAAAAUGGCAGCUACGGGGGAGAAGGCCGCAGCGAUGGACAGCAUCUUCAAAGCACCCGCUCCCCCGACCGACCUCAAGCUCACAGCCGAGCCCGAGCACAAGCACAGGAGAGACGAGGCCACAAACGAUGCGACAGAGAACCCAAAAGCCAAAAGACGCAGUAAUAACAAUGACGGAGGUGUGGAGACUGCAGAGGAGGCCACUGAACCCGCUGAACCUGAUAUCAAUGAGCUCUGCAGAGACAUGUUUGACAAAAUGUCAGUUUUCUUACAGGGAGAGCUCACCGCAACCUGCGAGGACUACAAACUCCUAGAGAACAUGAACAAACUCACCAGUCUGAAGUACAUGGAGAUGAAGGACAUAUCCAUCAACAUCAGCCGCAAUCUACAAGAUCUCAAUCAGAAAUAUGCCAGUUUGCAGCCUUACCUGGAUCAGAUUAACCAGAUCGAAGAGCAGGUUACGGCUCUGGAACAGGCUGCUUAUAAACUAGACACAUAUUCAAAGAAACUGGAAGCCAAGUUUAAGAAACUGGAGAAGCGGUGAAAGUGACCAGGAACUCAUUAAAGUAGUCAUCCUCAAAAGGUAUCUGGAAAUCUCAGAUUGUUUGUUUUAUGCACUAAACAAUCUC
Molecule: messenger RNA, 726 nt
Organism: Sinocyclocheilus rhinocerous
Lineage: Eukaryota; Metazoa; Chordata; Actinopteri; Cypriniformes; Cyprinidae
Product: biogenesis of lysosome-related organelles complex 1 subunit 2-like
Exons: 5
Coding region: 102-641 (179 amino acids)
Biological process (GO): endosomal transport; lysosome localization
Cellular component (GO): BORC complex; gamma-tubulin complex; BLOC-1 complex
Molecular function (GO): gamma-tubulin binding
Source: RefSeq, a predicted model, not a curated record